AUGGAUGGCCUACGCACGUCAGUCAAUGACCUAACUGCCAGAGUUGACACUUUGGCCAGUCAAAAUGCCAGGAGCUACUCCGAGUUAGGAGGAAGAUAUACAGUGUUUUGGGGUCAAAAUGAAGAUACAAGGCCAAUCGAGAAGAGCCCGGACGAAAACGAGCAAGAAAAGGCGAAGAAAAACUGGACAACAGUCCACCGCGAUCGCGGUCGGACCGCAGCUGGAACGCGGUGGAAGAAAGCAGAAAACAGAAUGGGGGAAUCAGUGAAUGUUACUACUGAUCAAGUACAACAUCCUCUUUCCACAUUAGAUAUUUUGGUGUCUACUAUAGAUGUUGCACCCCUAAAUACUCUCCCACCCACAAGUGAGAAGACACAAGUGGAGAAAUUCACUAUAGAAAAGUGUGCAGGGGAUCUAGGGAAGAAGGUAGAUACAAUGGCUGUGGAACCUGUGGUUGAGGGGGAAGGAAGUAAAGAACUUGUGCAAAAGGGGGCUUCUGAUGGUCUUUCCUUUAGUUGGACUAAGGAUGCGGAAGAUGAUGGGGGUGAAAAAGAAGAAAAAGCUACGAACAGUCAUGAGGAACAUGAUGCUCAAAACAUAGCCAAAGAAGAAGAAAAAAGUGAGAAUGAGGGAGCAUCUGAAGAUGAGAAGGAGAGUGAUACAGAGGAUAAGACAGGUGAAGAGGCUAAUGAUUCUGCAAAAGAAGAAAAUCUUGGUGAAGAAGAGGAGGUUUCUGAAAGUGAAGGUGAGGAUCAAGAAAAAGUAAGUGAGAGUGAAGGAGGUGUUGAAAAGAGUGAGGAAGAAGAGCGAAAUGUGAGUAAGGAAUAUGGAGGCUCCAUGACAAUUGGAAACACCGUCAUAGCCCUCUCAGAAGAAAUUUUUUAA
Messenger RNA from Nicotiana attenuata, 885 nucleotides. RefSeq lists its product as uncharacterized. Bases 1 to 885 code for a protein of 294 amino acids. The transcript has 3 exons. The record is from RefSeq and is a predicted model, not a curated record. NCBI's taxonomy places the organism in Eukaryota, Viridiplantae, Streptophyta, Magnoliopsida, Solanales, Solanaceae.